CAUUACUAAUUACUAUAUAAAGCAUUUAUUCUAUGAUUAUAACACAACUAAUAUUCCCACCUCAGCAAAGAAUGACACAAUGAUGAGGUUUAAUGGGUUUAGACGAAUUACGAGUCAGAUAUUCGCUAGUCUUAGAGCUCAAUCGCUUUACUAAUGUUCACCUCUUUGAGAAGGGAUUCUAUCAGGUGAGAGCGACAGUAUUAGGACCUCCCAAUGCAGCAGUGAUAUGCGAGUCACUGCAGUUAGAUGAACAGGACUGUACUGCACAGGAGCUCAGCCCGGGGAUACAGGACAACACUGCGAUUUCGAGCACGUUUAAGGUUAUCAUGAAGAAAGCUGUUAUCAAGCUGAGGAACGCGUUUAUUUUCAGUGUGGAUAUCCCUGGAGAUGUGUGUAACUUUAUACGGUCCUGUACAGUUCCCAUCACUAUACAGUUCCAACUGUAUCACGCUAAGCUGAUAAGUCGUCCCAAGAACCCGGACUCUCUGGAACACUGUACUACACUUCUUGUAAACCUCAACUAUAGCCCUGUUUAUGGGCUCCACUAUUGUAAAGAGGACAUGUUUGAGUACAUGUACAUGGCACAAAUCCGGUACACCGUUCACAUGGUGAUGGUAGACAUAGACAACCCCCCACACACUUUACUGUCACAGUGUUGGGACAGCAAUCUACCAGUGUUGAGUGUGCUGGUGGACGUGGGCAUACAUGAUUAUAAGGAUAUGAUCCUGAAUGUAGCUACUGUACUGUGUGGGACCCUGCUGUCCGCUUAUGACUUUCUCAAGUCUACAUUCUCCAACUUACAGGACACGUUGCCGUCCGAGUACCGCCACGAACUAAAGCCAGCAGAUGCAGUGGAUGCACUGCAAACAAUCCUUACCAGUCUCUCUGAGAUUGAGAGCAUUGAUGAUGCACAGGAUCAACUGAUACACGAUUUGAAGAGUAUAAGCCGCAGUAUCCACAUCCUCUGGUUCGAGUUUCUCGAGUGUUUCAUACACAGCAAACACAUUCAGCAGGUGCUUCUAGAAAGAUUCAGAGCAGUGCAGCUGGAGCGACAAAAAGAGGCCUGUUUUACGCAGUCACAUCCGAAAGAGAAAUCUGGUGAUUACAAGAGCUCCACGCUAAGUAGUAGUGUUGGUAACUUUAUCAGAGGUUCCAGAUACAUGACCACUAUUCCUCCUCUUCCUCUUCAAGCAGAUGAUAACGAUGGUGGAGCUACUUCCAUACCCAUAAUUAUUGAGGAUCUCUAUAACUGGGAACCGUACACUGAUAAUCCCAACAUCAGUGUGCCUAAAGAUAUUCUUGAUAAAGCGAUGCGAGAAAAGAAAGUAUGGGACCCAAUUAUGCGACGACCGCACAUAGUCGUUCAGUUGGACGAUAACAUUAUUAAGGCGUGGCGGGACAGUCAGUUAUCAGAAGCACUGUCAGAUUCGCUGGAAGAUGAAAUAGAGCUGACUCGAGCAAGAUCUGCUGUCGUUAUGAAUGGAGACCGACCCACUAGAACUUCGGGCUCAGGUUCUAACUCCACAUUCUACACGACAACAGAGGAAACGCACAACCUCCUAUUAGUAGAUCUGGAACCCUCCGCACGCAACCCAAACCUCCCCAUUCAGCCCACCAUCACCAUCCAACCCACUUCCUCCACAGAUCGACCCACCAGGCCUCGUCCACCUAACUUCACCGAAGUAUCCCUCAUCCCUGAGAAUCACAAGACAAUAAACGAUCUGGCGAGAAAAACCAUACGUUUGUUAAAGUCGGAGGUAACGCAUGUGAACUUUGAACAAGCGAGGAGGGAUCUCAUCGGGUCUAGUUUAAUGGAGUCAAUGUAUUUCCUGACUGAUACUGAAGGCUCGAGAAUGAUGGCGACAACAUACUCCCCUUCGCCUCACCUGGUGGUGUGCGCGCACGGACUGGAAGGAGCAUCUAACGACCUCAGACAAGUCCGCAUAUUCCUUCAAGCGGCCCUUCCCAAGAGCGACCUGCACUUCUUAAUGUCGGACGCAUACAUGGAGGACACGUAUCAGGAUAUAAAGGAAAUGGGAAGACUAUUAGCGGACGAUAUCGUCCAGACGAUAAUCUGCUCCCCAAAACCGUACGAAAGAAUCAGUUUUAUCGGCCACAGUCUGGGCACACUGGUGGUGAGGGCUGCGUUACAAGAUCCUCUUUUGGAGAGAUACACCUCCAAAUUCCACACAUUCCUCAGCUUGUCAGGUCCUCAUCUAGGAAUGAUGUACUCGCCCAGCUACCUGGUUAAUGGAGGACUGUGGCUAAUGCAGCGACUCAAAGCUGGAAAAUCCCUUCAGCAGAUCGCAAUGAAAGACAGUAGCGAUAUAAAGCAAACGUACGUGUACAAGCUGAGUUGUAAUGAUAAACUCCACCACUUCACCAACAUCGUCCUCGUUUCUUCUCAGCAGGACAGAUACGUGCCAUUCCACUCGGCUCGAAUAGAGAUCUGUAACGACGCGAAGAGAGACUACAGCUACAAUGGUCACGUCUACAGAGAGAUGGUCCACAACAUCGUACAACCCAUGAUAGACAACCCUAAUUGUAGUAUAUCAAGGUACAGUAUUCAGUACGCCCUGGAACAGGGCUCCGCUAACUCCAUGAUUGGUCGAGCUGCCCACAUAGCUUGUCUAGACUCGGAGGUUUUUCUCAACAAGUUCUUCUCGGUCAUGGGAUGGAAAUUCUUCGUGUGAUCACGUGACUAUGUGAAGUUUUAUCGUUUACAUGAUUUUGUCGUGAUAUCAUGUGAUUAUGAGUCUUUUUUGACCGUUUGAGAUUUAUUAGAUCUUAGAUUUGUAGGUACGCCAUGAAUAUUGAAGUCAUAAGGGGCCAUCUACUUAGAACGUCCGGCAAAUUGGGAGGAGGGUGGUUUUGGAAUUUCGGACAAAUCCGGACAGGGGGAGGGGGGCUGGUUUCUGAAAAUUUUGGCAGAAUUAACGAAAAAGUGAUUGGCGAUUUUGGCGGUCGUCCUAAUAUAAGUAGAUGGCUCCUAAGCUUUUGAUAGAUGUCAUAGUCAUACCAAAAAGCCAAAGAGCGUUCUUAGACUCAUAUAGUUGCCAAUUUUGUUGAUGUAGUACUUGAUUAAGUGCCGAUUAAGAUUUAAGUUCGUUUAUAAACCGUCUCUUGAUAUAAUAUGCUAUGAUUGCAAGAACACCUUUCAGUGUCUUAUAAUGGAAUACAUGUGUCAAGAAAAUUAAGUUAAAAAAAAUGUGAUUUAUAAGUUUGUCAGAAUAUGUAGGAAUUAGGAAUGGAUUAACUAUUGAAUUUGACAUUAUUUUCUUUUCGGUUUUGAAUUUUUCCAAGAAUAAACACAAUUAAAUGGAGUCAAGUUUAUGUUCUUGACGCGUUACGCAAUCAAUUUCCUGCACUUUUAUGGACCCCACCAUUGCCUAUUGUAACGUGUUAAAGGAUCUUAAAGAAUACAGAAAUUUCGAGCAGAAACAUUAGUUAUCUGUGAAACUGAUAAUGUCGGGGGAAUUGUGUGAACAAAUGUGAUAGCAAUAGAUAACUUACUAUUGUGGUUGUGUUAUUUUAGGGUCAAUAGUUGUAUCCGCUUUUCAAUUAUUUAGACGUUUGUUUUAGAAACAAGAUGAUCACAUUUAGUUAUUUUAAAGUUUUAAUAAAAGAUUCGUUUCUUGUUAAGUUAUUCUGAUUCAAUCUUUUGAUUUUUAGUUGCUUUGUGUGAAUGGCGGAUUGUAUCCUCUUUUCGAGUUUCAGCUAA
Molecule: messenger RNA, 3721 nt
Organism: Bolinopsis microptera
Lineage: Eukaryota; Metazoa; Ctenophora; Tentaculata; Lobata; Bolinopsidae
Product: protein FAM135B-like
Exons: 21
Coding region: 93-2693 (866 amino acids)
Source: RefSeq, a predicted model, not a curated record